Molecule: messenger RNA, 6884 nt
Organism: Electrophorus electricus (electric eel)
Lineage: Eukaryota; Metazoa; Chordata; Actinopteri; Gymnotiformes; Gymnotidae
Gene: perm1a
Product: PPARGC1 and ESRR induced regulator, muscle 1a
Biological process (GO): regulation of DNA-templated transcription; response to muscle activity
Cellular component (GO): nucleus; cytoplasm
Source: RefSeq, a predicted model, not a curated record
CACAGCUCUACCACAUGAGGACUUUCAAAGGGCACUCCCUAACCCCUCAGACCACAGAGGGCCUGCACACACACGCGCAGCACACCACCGAACAGUUGGUUGCUAUCACUGUAGCCUCACAAUGGAUGAAUUUGACUACAGUGUGCACAUCUCGGAGCAAGACUGGCAAUGCUUCUUUCAGGAAUGUGAGGAGUGUGACCUGCUGCCUCCAAGUCUAGCGGGUCUAGAGGACUCGGGAAUGAGUGACAUGGACGAAGUCGGGUCCCAGAGGGCCUGGCCGGACGCUAAGAGCCGAGCUUCGGAUGCGGAGCUCCAGAUCGAUGGCCCUCCCGACUGUGAAGGGCCCCCGGUGGAACUUUACCUCAGCAGGUAUGGUCUGACAGGUCCAAAGCAUGUUCUUUCUGGCAGUGAGGAAGACCUACACUCUGAGACUAUCAACGUGUUCUUUGAAAGACUAAAAGGCUUCUCACAUUGCGAAGACUGUAUGGUGCAAAAGCAUCAGUGGAACGUGGGCGGUGGGACGGCCGGGCAUUUAAAGGAAGCCACCGAAAAGUCUGAUAUUACAGCGGCACCUGGGAACCAGCCGGAGCCGACUCUGUCCAGCAGCAGCCAGGUAGGGUGGAGGAAGGAAACCGCUGCACGCGACACCUGCUGUAGCUGCAGACACAACGAGCCUGCAGCUAUUGAAGUUGACACAUGGACCUGUCCUGACCCACGGCUCCUUACCAACGAAGAGGACCGCUUACAGGAGACAGCGAAAGAAGGGAGGAAGUUGAGGGCAGUAUGGAAAUGUGGUGAUCGAAACCAGGCCAUCUGCCUAAAACCUGAUAUUGAAAAGACGCCAAGCUGCGCUCUGGUCAGCGGCUCCACAGAUCUGGUGAACACAUAUAUGCAGAAGGGAGCAGAUUCUCAGCUAGUGGGAAACUGCAGUUCUGAGUGUAAAGAACCGGGGGCCGGUCAAGGCCAAGGUUCCCCUGUCACCCCUAGAAGAAAGAGAAAGAGGAAAAAGAGAGUGAGCAGUGAACCCACGCAGCCAGACCGCGGACAGGAGACCCCCUUCCGAAUCAGACGAGGUGAGUCUGAGGACAACUCGUGUGUGCGAAGAUGUGAUGUGGUCAGAGAGUGGCGUACAUCGGGAGACUACAGCUCAGGCCCGGUCUCUGAGGCAGUUCACACUUUAUCACCACCAACAGAUAGUGUUUCCUGUUUCCUAGCGGAAGCACGUUUACUCUCAGGGGAUGCAGAUAGCUCCAAGUCUGCCGCAGUAUACCCGAACUCACCGAAAGCGGAUCGAAAGAAUCUCAAGUUUCCAGGCAUAGCAAAUGUCGUGAUGUGUGAAAACGGGGCUCUGACUAAGGAAGCAGCGCCAGCCGGGGAAUCUGCCGUAAGAGCAGUAUCCUCGUCUCCAGAGUGCGGUGUGUGUAAUAAAGAACCAGCGCAUAUGACGCUUCAGAGCGCUGACAGCUCAUCAGCUCCCUCUAGUGGAGAUAAUGGGGGAACUCACUUACAGCUAAACAGCCACACGCCCUCAAGAGAGGAGGCUGCGCCAAAGGCUUCUGAAAUCUUACCAGUAUUUGUUACAAUCUGUGACACGGAGAGGGCGGCAUCAAAGACUUGCGCUAAGAAACCUGCGAUCUCGGAAAAUCUGCCACUGCACAGUGAAGAGUGGACAGAGGAUAAAUGGUCAGUUUUGAAUCACACAGCUUCGAGUUCAUAUGCGAAUGCAACAGCAUUGCAACAGACAGCAAUUCUACCAUCGGGUCACGCGGCCUGUGCACGUGACAGUCCUCGCAGUCAAGCUGGAGAGAGACUGACAUCAGACUCCCGAGAUAAUACAGCAGAUCAGAGGAAAUCUGUAGCUAUCACUUCCUGUAUAACAUUUCCUGAGCUGACAGAGCAAAGUGCUCGCUCAACAUGUUACAACAAUGCUGAAAAGGAAGAGGGUUUAACUCAUAUGAGUCAUGACAGAGUCACCCCAAAACACAGAAAUGGUCAUGACUCACUGAGCAAGGACAGCCUCUCCAGGAUGUGUGACUGUGAAUUAGAGCCACAGUCCGAUUCUCAAAAUAUGGUAAAAGUGCAAAUUAGCCCUCAGAGUUCUGAGAUGAAUGCUUUUGAUGAUCUAAUGAAAUCAGCCCAGAGUUCGUUAAACCUUCCUAGCGAUGAUACAAUCAAGAAUGCUUAUUCAUCUGAAUCAAAAACACAAAUGAAGCAGCUGGAGUCAGAAAUGUCUGCUAUCUCAAAUGAGUCUGUGAAUGAUAGACUUCCCUUGAAUUUCCAAAAUGAAGAUUGGACAGAAGAGGUGUGCCAGUUCUUAAGGACAAAGGACAAAGCAGAUCUACAUGCAAGUCAGGAAGCCCAAAAUAUGAAAGAAGCAGAAAGCUUUUCCCCAAGAUCCAGAAAUGAUGGGCUGUUUACUGAAGAGAAAACCAGGGAAUGCCAGUCCUCUGUAGGGGACUACAAAUUAGAGACCAAUCCAUCUAUUAUUAUUACAGCGAGUGAGGAAGAGAAAGAUCAAAUGCAAUAUGUACACAUGCCACCUCAUUUUCCAUCAAAAGAAAAUGAGUCAACACAAGAAUCAGCAGCUCCUACUCCAGAGUCAAUGCAUGGAGUCAUAGAUCCAGAACCUGUAUGUCCGGCCGCCACAAAUCAGCCCACACCUCCUCUAUAUGCCAUGUCCUCCUUUUGGAACGAAAUGGAGAAACUAACCAUUAAUGACAUUUUGCGCCUUCGCAUGGUUGGCCAAGCUCAUCCUGGCAUCCUGCUUCAGCCCGAGGACAGCAGCACAGCCGACACCUCAGACACGGCAGACUCGGGAUAUUUCACGCACUCGGACGACUCAAAGCCCGACCGCUCUAGUGGGGACAUGGCGCUUAUGUCUGACUUCGACGAAGAGUUUGCACAGCUCCAAGCACAAGAUUCAGCUACACUUGGUGAGGGGUCGAGACAGUCUCCCAAACCGAGGGCCGUUAUGGGGGACAGGCAGCAGGGUGCGGCCGGAACGGAAGACGUGUUCAUGGGAAGCUUUGAAACAGCCCUUCCUCCACCUCCCUACGGGGAUUCGGCUCAGCAGUGCCUCAGGAAGAUGUGCAAGAACGUCAGUGUUCAGAACCUGCAAACGUACGAAGCUCAGCCCUGCGGAAAAAUCCCGAGUAAUGCCUCCCUGCAUUCCCUCCACUCCGUUUACUCGGCACACACCAUGGAAUCAGAAAACCAGCAUGACUACGAGGAUCCAUUCGAUCGUGUGGACACCUCUUCCCCGAUUUUUCUCUCCGAUGAGGAAGAGGACCUGGGAAGCCCUGGCAUCACGUUCUCUGAGAUCAUCCAGUAUCUGUUUGGUGCAGAUGAACCUGAACGCUGCACCCCCGUAGCAGACAACAUAGCUCCUUCUUACCUGGAGGGAAGCGGCACCUCUGUCGCUGAGACGUACGACCAGUUCUUCUCGGAGUUCGAGGCUGAGAGUUUCUUCUACCCACUCGCCUGCAGUGGACACGAUGAACUGGUUCCUAUUUUCUCCUCCUCGCGCUCGGCUACCAGGACCCACCACUUCCCCGAGGUGUAUGAUUAUUUUUUCCCAGAUGAUUCCCCAGUGCACUCGGAUGAGGACGAGGGGCAAGAGCAAACAUCCACGUGGGCGGUGACGCGGUGUGACCACACGGCGACCCAGAGCCACGACGCAACUGCAGCAUCAAGGUCGUACAAGGACUUCUUUCCUGAGAGCAGUUACAGCUGGAGCUUCUUAUGGAAGAACCCCCUCUCGCUCAGGAAAGCUCGUCAUGCAAGCUACGCGGAGCCGCCCGAAGGGUCCAGCUCCUGGGAUCUGACCCCAGUGAGGAAGAGCGGCAGGGCGUCCGGUGGAGGAAUCCAGGCCGUACCCACUGUGGGUCUCGGUGAUGGGCCGUUCCAGGAUCCGCUGCUCCUUGGCCUGGAGAACAGCAUCUUCAGACAACUGGCACAACAGCAGAAGAUCUGCAGUGAGAUGCAGAUAACUGUUGCUGAUCCAAGGGUGAACGCAUCACUGAUGCCUCUUAAGCAGGCUGACAUGUGCUUGGUUUGCAUUGCCUUUGCCUCAUGGGUCCUGAAGUCUGUCAACCCUCAAGGAGCAGACACCUGGAAAGCUGCUCUGUUGGCAAACGUGAGCGCCCUGUCAGCCAUCCGAUACCUGCGGAAGUACACGAGGGAAGAGGCGACUAAGAAACCGCCGCUGCGGCAGAUCGAGCCGGCGUAAAAACCCCCAGAAGCCUCUGGACGCGGCCGCGUGGCCUUUCAUCCAUCCACACGUCUUGCUUCCCAUGUAGCCUAUCAAGAGGACGAGCAUGAGCUCCAGUACGGUACGCGUGCAGGAAACACAUGACGCCAGUGUUGUUACUGGUACAGUGAUGGUCGUUAAUGUCAUUCAUUGUUGAACUGUCAGUUUGUUCACUGCUCAUUUGUGGGUGUACGGUGGAUUCAGAAAGUAUUCAGACCCUUUGUUGCACGCUUCAUUGUGUGGAUUUGAUUUUGAAUGGAUAUAAAUACCAUUUUUACCCAUCAGUCUACACAUAACCCAUAAUGGCAAAGAGAAAACAUGUUUUAGAGAGUUUCAAUAAUUCAUUAAAAUCUAACUAAAAUCUUUCAUUCACAAAAGUAUUCAGACCAUAAUUUCAGUACUUUGUAAAAUCCUCUAUGGUAGCAAUUACAGUUGCACGUCUCCUAGGAUACGUCACUACAAGCUUUGCACACCUGUAUUUAGGUUGUUUAUCCCAUUUAUCUUCAUGGCAGGUCCUGUCAAGCUCCGUCAGAGCGGUUGGUGUGCAUCUGUCUCUCCACAGAUGCUCUGGGAUAUAAGUCUGGGCUCCGGCUGGACCGCUUGAGAACAUUCAGAGAGUUGCUUUGUUUGUAGACUUCAGGUCAUGGUCAUGUUGAAAGGUGAAGUGUCACCCCAAUCCCCGUUGGCUUGAACUAUGGAACAUCUUUCUUUAAGGUUAUUUUCCUAUAUUUGGCUGCAUUCCUUUAUUUCUCCAUUGUUACCAGUCUCCCUGUCCUUGCCGCUCAGACUUAGCCGUUGUUUCAGUGUAGGGACGGCAUUAGCCGAUGAGCAGAGCCUGAUUUCCUCCGGACACAGUGCUUGCUCUUCUGCCCAGGGAAUUCUGUUUUCAUCUCACUGGACCAGAGAAUCUUUUUCAGGCACUUCCAGAGUACUUUACAUGGCCUCUAGCAAAUUCCAAGCAGACUGUCUUAGGCUUUUUACAGCAGUGAUGUCCGUCUUGCCAUUCAGUCAUAAAGACCUGGUUUACGGAGUUGUGCAAAGUAUGUAAGUAAGUAAGAAAGGUUUUAUUUGCAUAACACUUUUAAUAGAGGUGUACAAUACACUCUACAGAAAAUAGGUGAAAUAUAACAGUUUACAGGAACUGAAACAGGAGAAAGAUUUCCAACAUGUCAGAUGUCAGUGCAUUUUCCACUGGCCCUGAGUGUGGAAGAGAAGUGGAGGACCGUGUGCAGAAAUGUAGCAGAAUCUCAUUCAUCUCCUCAGUUCUAGUCCUCAUAAAAUUAACCAUUUCUUUGAGGAUUGUGGCCUCAUGUGUCUCUCAUGUGUCUCUCAUGUGCCUCUCAUGUCUCUCGUGUGUCUCUCAUGUUCACUGAGGGUUUGGGUGCUCUGACCUUCUGCAGGGUGUGUGCUGGAGAUUAUCAGCAAGCAUUCAGGGCUUUUGGAGCUCCUAUACAGGGACGCUGGGUUGUUUUUUGUCUCCCUGACCAAAGCCCUUUGCUGCCCAGAUGACCAGUUUAGCCAGGCAGCCAAAUGUCAUGCCAAGCUUCUUCCUUUUAAAAAUUAUUAUUAAUUAUUAUACUGGGAACAUUCAGAGCCAUAGGUACUGCUAUAUAUUCUUGCCCUGAUCUAUGUCUUACCAUGAUCUGAUCGCAGAGAUCCACAGAUGGUUCCUUGGAUUUUGUGGUUUGGACACAGGUGUGCAGCUUUACAGACUUUGUACAGUCAGUUAUAUUUGCAACAUAUGAACUCCAUGGGUGAGCACUACACACAUCCAAAGGAUAAUUACAACAAACAGGAUGCACGUGACCUCAGUCUGGAAUGCUACAGAAAAUGGUCUGAAUACUUUUGUGAUUUCGGACUCGCAAUAAACGAUUUCCGUUUUUGAUUUUUUAUCAAUUUUUAAAGCUCUCUAAAAACAUAUUUUUCUCAUCAUUAUGUGUGAUUAAGUAUAAAUUGAUUUGGUAAAAAGUGCAAUUAUAUCCAUUCAAAAUCAAAUCCACAGCACAAUAAACUGUGCAAGUAAAGCAGUCUGAACACUUUCUGAAGACUUUUCUGAAUCUUCAAGUAAAAUGUCAUAACCAUGCAAGGUAACAGUUAGAUGACCAAAGCCCUUCCUGUUUAUGAAACUUGUACUAGAUUUUACUGUGUCAAAUCACGCUGAGUUUUUCUAAAUAUAGAGAAUAUAGUGGCAUAUGGCAAAGACGUUUUAUGAGGAGGUGCUGAGUGAGACAAAAAGGUCAUGUCUGAAAGAGAACACUACUGAACGCUGGCAACCAAAGUGGAAGUGAGAUGUGUGUGAAAUCAAAGGGAAAAUGAGACUGUGGUGAGUAGGUUAAUGAAAUUAAAGGAAUUUGGGUCCGAGGUUAAAAAAUAUUGCUUUUAGUUGUGGGAAAAUAGCAUGCCACAAAAGUUAAAUGUGCAUUUCAGCCCCGUAUUUGACACAAAUGUAAAAAUCUAAAAUUUUGGUUAAUGAACAGCUGUUCUACUAGCUUUAACAUCACUAGCACUAUAAAGUGUCAUUACUGGUAUCCUCUCUCUGUUUCUCUCUCUCUCUCUCUUCCUCUCUCUCACUCUUGCUUAUUUGUGGGAGAGAAUCUUAUUUCAGUGAAAUAAAGAAAUAUUUUUGAUUAAUUUA